AUGUCCCGCGCAUCAAAAGCCACGCUCGCAGCCACCGGCCUCGGCACAAUGGGUAUUAUUUGGUUCGUCCACUGGGCGCAGGAAGCGGAUAGGGCGGCUAUGCACAGGGGCGUCGAGCGGGAUAUGGAGAAACAACGCAUUCGAUUGGAGCGCCAGGCUGAGUUCGAAAUGCAAAAGGCACUCGAGCAGGAGUAUCUCAAGCUCCAAACGGUACACAGUACGAACGACGACUCCAGUACACCAGACAAAUCCUCGAGCCCGAAUUUAUGA
Messenger RNA from Penicillium olsonii, 270 nucleotides. The record is from the annotation of a GenBank genome assembly. NCBI's taxonomy places the organism in Eukaryota, Fungi, Ascomycota, Eurotiomycetes, Eurotiales, Aspergillaceae.